Messenger RNA from Aureobasidium subglaciale EXF-2481, 2794 nucleotides. RefSeq lists its product as uncharacterized. Gene Ontology annotation, molecular function: DNA-binding transcription factor activity, RNA polymerase II-specific; zinc ion binding; DNA binding. Gene Ontology annotation, biological process: regulation of DNA-templated transcription; DNA-templated transcription. Bases 270 to 2651 code for a protein of 793 amino acids. The record is from RefSeq and is a predicted model, not a curated record. The transcript is spliced from 6 exons. Lineage: Eukaryota; Fungi; Ascomycota; Dothideomycetes; Dothideales; Saccotheciaceae.
GUUUGAUACAUUUCGCCUACACAGGCGAUUAUUUGCAACGUUCGCAAAGAAUGAAGUCAUUGGCAACGUGAAUGUUGUCGCAAUAGCCCUUUGAAAGCAACACCUAGCAAUACCCAUCCUGCCAAGCCCAGCCAAAAGCCGACGGAAAGCAUUGAGAAAACAACGACUCCCUCAGCGGUUGUCCCUCGAAACAUUUCCCGGAUCUCCAAAUCUCGUUUGGAGAUGUCGUUUUGAACACGGAAAUAGGAACCCGAACAUAUCUCAUCGUCAUGGGGGAGCCAGACAAGAGCAACAGCAAGGCCGUGAGGAAAAAUGCUUCCAAUGCAUGCAAGGGGUGCCGAGAGAGCAAGAUCAAGUGUGACAAUCAACAGCCUUGUAGUGGCUGCUUAAAGAAAGAAAGAGAAUGUGUUUAUGACUCUCGCGAUGAUAAACGCCGCGUCCAGCUUCGCACUGCUGUUCAUAUCCUUGUCCGAAGGGUACAGCAGCUCAGCAAGGUGAUCAUCGAAGCAGAAAGAGAAGUUCCUCAAUUGAGUAGCGAAGAUGGGGAGUUUUUGGACCGUGUGCUGGGCACUCUCGGUCUAUCUGAUGCCCCGCCCUACGAUUCUUCAGCCGCUAGGAAGAGUAGAACACCGAGUCAUCCGGCGCCGGAGCGGACACCAACAUCAGCGUCAUCUCAGUCAUUACCAGAAGGCCCCUCAGCUACAGCAGAAAACUAUGCUGUUGUCCAGCAGAUGACACCAUUGGACAGUAUCACGAACAAUCACUAUGCUCAACCGGCCUUUGGUAAUUUUGGUGGUGUGUUCGCCGGGCUGACCUCUCAGCCAACAGUCCAAUCUCCUGGAAGCAGUAUGGUCUUGAGCGAGGACCAUAUAUCGCCAGACUGGCCUUUUCCAACCUUGGAUAACAUGCUCAACUUCGAUCUCUUCGACCCUAGUGAUCUGUCGUUGCAAUUUCUGACCGAGCCGUCGGCAGGUAUGUCACUUCCCUUAGUGCAUCCACGAGAGGCUUCGCCAGUGCGUCAGAUUGCACAGGUACCAAACGAUCAGGACGAUAAUACAUCAAGUUCAGGAGACGAGGAAAAUGCAGAACUAGUCAACCAACUCUCGGCUCGUCUAGGCUCUCUUCGUUUAGCCCCUGAUGGGAAGUUGAGGUAUUUUGGCACGGCCUCCAACCUACAUCUUAUAGAGAGCCAAAGCAAGUCGAGCAGUGAGAACUUGAUGCUCCGCACUCCAUCGAGAGUAAACAUUCAACGUCUCCUCGAAGUUGCCGACCUGAGUCAAACUGUGGACUUGCAACUCGAGGAGCACCUUUUGAGGCUGUUCUUCACUUGGCAUAAUCCUAGCAGUUACAUUGUGGAUGAAGAAGUCUUCUACAUGGCUAGGCAGAGUUGGUUCAACACUGGUCUCCAAAACAGCUACUAUAACGACGUGUUAAAAGAUGCCAUGUGCGCCAUAGGCGCCUCUUUCGGCAGUCAUUCUCAUCUGACCCUUAUAACCUAUCCCAGAUCGAUGCCUCAGUUCUUUUCAGACCGAGCCAAGAUAUUGCUCGAUUCACACCUCGAUAGUCCCUGUGUGGCGACAGCACAGGCACUUGUCAUUCUCGCAAGCUACGAAGAGACUUGUCAAAAUGUUGCCCGUGGAUGGUUGUUCGGAGGCAUGGCGAUGAGGGUAGCCUUCGAUCUCGGCCUGCACAUCGACAGUACUGGAUAUGUGGCACAAGGUGUCUUGACCGUUGCCGAAGCUCGAGCGAGACAAGUGGCCUUCUGGGGCUGUUACAUCUCAAAUCUGCUUUGGAGCUUCCAUCUAGGCCGCCCAUUCUCUCUGGAUGAUAGUGAAGUCACUGUCGCCAAACCAGACCCCAAGACGCUUCCUUCGAACCCUACCUGGCAGCCGUAUUCUAUUCCGUCAUUGCAAUUUGUAUCUGGUGGUAUGCAACAGAACGCUUCCCAGCUACCGGAUAUCACCCCGGAGAUCUUUCACCAUUGGAUUUUCCUUUGUCAGAACAUCGCCGCUGUAGGCCAUGCUCUAUACUCUUACACAUCUAUAUCCAAGCCAGCUCUUCAGGAGCUCUGCGAGGAAACGACGACUGAAUUGUUCCACUGGAAAGACACUCUGCCUUUACAUCUUCAAAUAAAUCCUUCCGACACAGAGACGAUAAAACUCCCUCAUCUUCUGAUGCUGCACAUGGAAUACCAUCACCUCCAAAUUUUCUUGCAUCGACCCUGGACAAGCUCGCAGCUACAACCACAACCUUCGCAAGGUCCAGGCGUCCACCACGCUCGCCAUAUCUGCGCCACUUCGGCAAUCGAAAUUGCUCGUCUCCUCCGUAUCUACGAGAUUCAAUACUCGUUCCGAUUUAUCAAUGUCGAAAUCAUCCGUAUACUUUCUUCAGCAGCUCUAAUCUUGAUCUUCGCAACUGUGCCAUUACCACACAGAGAGGUUGAUGUUGAAAAAACUGGAUACUUGAACACGUGUUUCAGGGCUUUGGAAGAUUUGGGUGGAAGAUAUGAGAGCGCUAAAGAGACGAGGUGUACGUUGCUGGCUAUUCAAAGAAGGUGGAAUGAUCUGUAUGGUAAGCGUGCGGGACAAAAGCGAGGGAUGAGCACAAGGGGCAUCAGUCAAGGCAAGAGAGUAAGACCUGGUACGGACUAGUCGCUACUUCUGAAAGAAACAGCUUAAGUGUUCAAACUCACUCCGUUUGCUACUUCCAGUUUACGUUCGAAUGAUAUCAAACCACAUCUGAUAAGUAGCAAGAGCGUUCUAGCAAAACCAAGCUUUUCAUUAUUUCGGCGCAU